ACAAUCGAUAACUUUCUAUCGACUUCUUGACAGCUUGUAAAUGAAAAUAAAAUUGCAAACCGGCAUAAAAGUCUGCAAAUUAGCGAAAUAAUGUCCUUUCACCUGAGCACCAAGGAGCGCCUGCUCCUCCUAAUCGACGACAUCGAGAUAAUAGCCAAGGAGCUGAUCGAGCAGGCCCACCAGAAGGUAUCCAGUACAGAGUUGGUGGAUCUGUUGGACUUGCUGGUGGCCAAAGAUGAGGAGUUUCGGAAAAUGCUAGAGCUGGCGGAAGAGCAGGCCAAAGUGGAGGAGGCCAUGGACAAGUUGCGGGCCAAGGUGGAGGUGCAUGACCGUGAAAUACAGAAGCUACAAAAGUCACUGAAGGAUGCCGAGCUCAUCCUAUCCACAGCCAUAUUCCAGGCUCGCCAGAAGCUGGCCAGCAUAAAUCAGGCCAACAAGCGACCGGUUUCCUCCGAGGAGCUAAUCAAGUAUGCCCAUCGGAUUAGUUCCGCAAAUGCGGUCAGUGCUCCCUUAACCUGGUGCAUUGGAGACCUACGACGACCAUAUCCCACGGACAUUGAGAUGAGAAACGGUCUGCUGGGCAAAUCCGAGCAGAAUAUCAAUGGAGGACCUGCCACGCAUCAAAACAGUGGGAUUCCCUCCGAGCAGCAACGAUCUCUGUCCGGCAGCGCUGGUAGCGGCAGUGGUAGUGGGGCGGGCGGCGAAGUGCCGAAUGCCUUCCAAAAUCAAUUCAACUGGAAUCUUGGUGAACUACACAUGACCAUGGGCGCAUCGGGGAACACUGUGGCCCUGGAAACUCGGGCCCAGGACGAUGUGGAGGUCAUGUCCACCGACAGCUCCAGCUCUAGUUCCAGCGACUCGCAGUAGAAUAUAAUCUAUUAUAAGCUAGACAAUAAUUAAAAGCAUAAUUCGUACA
Molecule: messenger RNA, 916 nt
Organism: Drosophila kikkawai
Lineage: Eukaryota; Metazoa; Arthropoda; Insecta; Diptera; Drosophilidae
Gene: MED4
Product: mediator complex subunit 4
Biological process (GO): regulation of transcription by RNA polymerase II
Cellular component (GO): core mediator complex; mediator complex
Molecular function (GO): transcription coregulator activity
Source: RefSeq, a predicted model, not a curated record